AUGAAGAAGCUUUUUGGCUUCAGGAGUAAGAAGGGCGUGUCACCCUUCGGCUCCUCCAUCAGCCUGGGGAGAGACAGAGGUCAUCAUAAAACCAGCUUCCAGCCCUGGUACCACAUCCGAGACAAGGACCUCAGAAAGAUCCACAAAGCUGCCAGCGUAGGCAACGUAGCUAAAGUGCAGCAGGUCCUGUUGCUUGGAGAGAAUGGCUUGAACGAGAAGGACAAGAUGAACAGGACUGCCCUCCACUUGGCCUGUGCCAAUGGCCAUCCAGCAGUGGUGGCUCUCCUCCUGACGAGAAGAUGCCUGCCUAACCUCUGUGACAGUGAAAACAAGACCGCGCUGAUGAAGGCCGUAGAAUGCCAAGAGGAGGAGUGCGCGACUCUCCUGCUGGAGCACGGCGCCGACCCGAACCUCACGGACGCCAAUGGCAACACCGCGCUCCACCACGCUGUCUUUUGCCAGAAUAUAUCACUCGCAGCAAAGCUGCUUUCCUAUCACGCCAAUAUAGAAGCCAGGAACGAGGAUGACCUCACACCACUAUUACUGGCCAUAAGUGAAAGGAAACAGCAAAUGGUGGAAUUUUUAGUAAAGAAAGAAGCAAAUGUACACGCGGUUGAUAAGAUGAAAAGAACCGCCCUCAUCCUUGCUGUCAUUUACGAGUCUAUGAGUGUCGUCAGUCUUCUCCUGCAGCGAGGUGCUGACAUCUUUUCUCAAGAUGUCUUUGGACGGACUGCAGAAGAAUAUGCUGCUCUGAGUGGUUUUAAUAUCAUUUGCCAACUGAUCUCUGAAUAUAAAGAAAAGAGGCCUAAAACUCCUCCCGAAAAGAGCAACCCAGUGGAUACGAGUUCUGAAGAAGACUCUUUAAGCAGGUUUUCCAACAAACCUGGUGCUGACUCAUGGCCUCCGUCAGAUGAUGAAAUCUUAGAUUUUGAAACCAAGCAUGUCCCGAAACCAAACUUAGCAAAGCUACUGAAGGCUUUUCAGCAAUCCAAGAGAAACGAAGCAGAAUGUGGCACUGUGAGACGGGAGAGUACCACCUUCUCUGAGAACAAUAAUUCUGAUAGUGAAAUUGAAGAUGUGCUUGAAACCUUUCCCAAACCAUCACCUGGAGUCCAGGGCUUCCCUCAUCCUGCCUCUCCAAGGCCUGAGCCUCUUCCAAAACCACUCAAGACUCUAGCAGGCCUUGGUCUUGCACAGGUUGAAGAAGAAAAGAAGCACAAAAGUAGUGAAGUGGAAGUAUCAGACAAUGUAUGCGAUGCUGCUGAUGAGAGUCGACUGAGUCAGCAGAGAAAGAGUAGAGGAAAUAACAAGCAGGAGUUUCCUGCUAUGGAGAAUAAAGGUUCUGAUGGGUUUCUGAUAGUGGUAGAAAAGCCAAAGGUCUGUUAUGCAAAUACCACAUGCUGCAGGAUGAAAUAGCCAGCCUAAGACUGGAAAUAGAUGCAGUAAAAAAUCAGAAUUGGGAAAAUGAGAAGAAAUAUUCUGAGGAUAUUGAAAAUCUUCAACAGGCAAUGAAAUCGAUAGAGGAAAUAUUCACACAGACUAUAUUCCAGUAUACUGGUCAGCUUACUGUUCUGGGAGCUGAGAAUACAAUGCUCAACUCUGAGCUGGAGAACAAUAGACAAAGCAGACCCAGACGGGAGACAAAAGUGGAAUCCUACCGUUCUAGACUGGCUGCUGCCAUUCACGAUCAUGAGCAAGGUCAGACAUCACAGAGAGACCUAGAACUUGCCUUCCAGAAAGCACACGAUGAGAGGUUAUGCUUGCAGGACCCAAUGAAGUGCCGUGUGACUAAGCUGAAAAGUAACAGGGAGACGGCUUCCCAGCAACUUCCUAAAGUGGAAAGUAAAUUCAAUAAGCUAAAAAUGAAGCCGCAUCAGACGAGAGAUGAUCUCAGAGGAAAGACUUUGAAGUUAGAAUGUGUCCAGAGAGACCUACGCCAAGCAGAGUGUCAAAAGCAGGAAAUUGAACACAUGGACCAGAAUGAACAAGGCAAAGUGAAUGAAAACCUUGGAAAGCAGGAAUCCUUAGAGGGGAGAUUAUCUCAACUCCAGAGUGAAAAUAUGUUGCUCCGACAGCACUUGGAUGAUGCACAAAACAAAGCUGACAGUAAAGAGAAGACAGUCAUUAGCAUCCAAGACCAUUUUCAGCAGAUGGUGAGAAAACUUCAUGCUGAAAGUGGGAAACAACGUCUGAUGCUGGAGGAAAGAAACAAGGAGUUAAUCAACAAAUGCAAUCAUUUAGAAGAGAGAAUGUGUCAGUAUGAAAAUGAGGAAGCAGAAGGAAAAGCAGAUAUGAGACAACUUCGGCAAGAACUGGCUGAUGGCCUCAAAAAGUGGUCUAUGUCGGAGGCUGCACGGGAAGGCAUGGCACGUAGCUGUGCCAACUUAGAAGAUGAGAUACAGGAUUUAAAGAGCAAGUUCCGUCAACUCCCAAGUCAGUUGCAAGAAGCACAGGAUCAACAUACAGAGGCCGUGAGAUGUGCUGAAAAGACACAGG
Messenger RNA from Dama dama (fallow deer), 2496 nucleotides. Its product is annotated as putative ankyrin repeat domain-containing protein 19. NCBI's taxonomy places the organism in Eukaryota, Metazoa, Chordata, Mammalia, Artiodactyla, Cervidae. Bases 1 to 1416 code for a protein of 471 amino acids. The transcript is spliced from 14 exons. The record is from RefSeq and is a predicted model, not a curated record. Gene Ontology annotation, molecular function: protein binding.